AUGGCCAGGCAUAAAGGGCUCCAUGAUGCAAAAAAGACCGCAGAGGAUCGCAGAACUGCAUGCAGUUGCAUUCAACAGGGGGCUGCAAUGAUCCCUGGGAUUGACUAUGACCGCAUUAACACGCUGGGAGAUCGAUGCGGCUCUCCUUGUCCGUACAAAGUUUACCCCUCUACUAAUUGCUCCGAGAUAAGCUGA
This is a messenger RNA of Prunus armeniaca (apricot), 195 nucleotides long. The record is from the annotation of a GenBank genome assembly. NCBI's taxonomy places the organism in Eukaryota, Viridiplantae, Streptophyta, Magnoliopsida, Rosales, Rosaceae.